CCAAAGCUAAAAUCACUUGGCUUGCCUGAAACAUAUUCUGUCAUUUGUCAAAAAUGAAGUCUGCUUAGAAAUCUGCUUCUGUGUGAGGAGGUGUCAGAGAACCAAACGGUCACCAUGUUGCAGCAGAUAUUGGAGACAAUGUACAUUGAGCCUGAACUACUGGCUGAGCUGAAUGAGGAGCAAAAGCAGAUGUUGUACUUCAAGAUGAGAGAGGAGCAAGUUCGGAGAUGGAAGGAAAAUGAAACAAAGUUACAGCAGGAAGAUGCCAAGCAACCGAAGAGAACGGGCCAAAAAAAGAUCGGCAAAUCGGUGGGCUGGCUGUUGGCGGCAGAUCAAAAUGUGUGGGUCUGGGUAUUGGGAGAAGGCCCUGGGGACAAGCCGUAUGAACAGAUCUGUGAUGAGAUUAUUGCAGAAAGAGCACGACAACAAGCUCAAAAAGAGGCAGGAGAACUGAGGAGGGUGAAGGAGAAGGAACUAACUAGGAGAUUCUCCCGCUCACUUAAGGUGGGAGGAGAGCGGGGUGUAGAUGCUGUCAAACAAAAAGAAGCAAAAAUGAGAGCAGCAGCAGAGGAAGAGGCCAGGAAAGUGGCUGCUGAGCACGAGAGAAUGCAAGUGGAAUUAAAGCAAAAAGAAGAUGAAGAACGCAGGACGCAAGAGGAGGAGAUCAAGCGUUUGGAAGAAGAGAGAACGCAGCAAUUAUAUAUAAAUUUGAAGGAAGCUCAGGAAAUGGUACAGAAGAAUGAGAAAGAAGAUCCUGAAUGGCGAGAGAGUCUAAGAAAAUCAAAGGCAGCUGAUGAGAGGAGGAAAUCUGUGGCCAAGCAGGCACGAGAUGACUACAAACGUCUCUCUCUCAAGGCUAUCGAGAGGGGGAAGGUGGCAGCCCUAUCACAGAAUUUCCAAUCCCAAACAAAGCCAGCAGUUCCACCACGCAAACCAGUGUUUGACCGAAAGGACCACAGAGCAAGAAAACAUACAAACUGCCACAGUUCUCAAGAGAAGGUUGUCCAGUGGUUUAGAGAACAACAAAUUCCACUCCGAGCAGGUUACGAAAGAUACAGAGAUGAAAUAGCACCCUGGUUUCAUGGUAUUAUAAGCAGGCAGGAGGCAGAGGACCUGCUGAGCAACUACAAACUUGGUGGGUUUCUAAUCCGUGUCAGUGAGAGGGUCACAGGCUACGCCUUAUCUUACCGAAGCAGUGAUGGGUUCAAGCAUUUCCUCAUUGAUUCCUCAAAGGAUUUGUACAGCUUCUUCGGGGCAGACCAGUUGCAACACACAACCCUGGCUGACCUUGUGGAGUAUCACAAGGAUGAGCCAAUUACAUCAGCGGGUGCAGAAGUCUUAAUCACCCCAUGCGGUCAGAUCAAGGACCUUCCAGACUAUGCUGGUCUCUUCUAUUGAAUUCUUCAAAACCAAGAAUUGUCAAUCUUCCUUCAACCUUGUCAUCUGAGCAAAUAUUUGAAAAAGGUAAUUGAGCCAAAGAUUAAGUCUCAAUUUCUAUGGGAAUUUCUAUACAGUAAAACCCUGGCUAGCUGAAACAAUGGGGAAGGAGUGAGCAGGGUUGCCGGAAAUUACAAUAAUUUGUAGCAAGAGGUCAACCAAACACUAGCCCAAAAGUGUUCGCUGCUAUAGGGCAGCAGAGUGGCCAAUGUAGGUCAGUGAUUUUGCAACUGUGUAAGGAAAGGUCUUCAAAGGGGGGAAAAAAAACAUUUUCCAGGUUUAAAUAAUUUUUUUUAAAAGCUAGACACCGUCCCAAAGCCAAAUUUUCAUGCAUUGAACAACAAAAAAGCAUAGCUAUUGGACGUGAACCCACCCAAUCCGACAAUGUUGCCAACGAGUCAGAAUUUCUGGCUAAAUGUAAUUCCAGUAUCGGCAUUUACUGGGGCAUUUGUUUGGGAAAUUAUUUUUAAAUUUCUUGCCAUUUCAUGCCCCGUCUGCUAGAUCCGAAUUCCAAGGUCCAGUGUGUUGGGGGUUUACUGUAUAUUUCUGUACAGAAAGAAUAUAAAUCUUAUCAUAUAUCCAGUCUGAAAUGGACACAAUUCUCUUACUAGAUUGCCUGGUAUAUAUGUAACAUCUACAGUAUGUUGCUGUAUUUUUGUGGGACUGGAUAGUUUCUCAUGACAAUUUGAAGGUAUACAUUUUUGUAUAUCGUAUAUCGGGAUGAUGUUUGAUUGAUUGUGAGGCAAAGGAGUAGAACUAUCCUCAUUUUAUUUACAAAUGCUGGACAUCUUGAAAGGUUCAUUGUUUACUGCUAUAUUCUGCCUGCAUUUGACAAGAUGUGACGAUGUGCUAGUAUUGUGCACCUCCUAAUUGUGCCAUUGUGUAUUGUAAGAAACAUACUUUCAUAGUUAUAAAAUAAUCUGUGGUGUUUCACAUGGUUGGAAGAGAGCUAAUUCUGCGUUUCCAGAUAUGCCACAAAUCGGUACCUGAGCAGUAUCAAAGCCAGUUGUGAUGUUCAAAGAUCAUAUAUUUUCCUGUGAAUUUAAUAAAGUGCAAUUGUGCUA
Molecule: messenger RNA, 2501 nt
Organism: Callorhinchus milii (elephant shark)
Lineage: Eukaryota; Metazoa; Chordata; Chondrichthyes; Chimaeriformes; Callorhinchidae
Gene: sh2d4a
Product: SH2 domain containing 4A
Exons: 8
Coding region: 115-1398 (427 amino acids)
Cellular component (GO): cytoplasm
Source: RefSeq, a predicted model, not a curated record